AUGCUAGCAGGGCGUGCGCGCACUCUGGUCCCGCGGGAGGAAUGUGAAGUCUUUGCAGCUAUGGGCAAGGAACUAGACUUCUGGUGCAAAAAGCCCAAUUCAGAGGAACAUCCCUGGAAAGCAACCAAUGAACAUGAAAGCAUAAGUCCCGUCCCCGGAGAUGACGUAACUGUUCCGUCUAAGAACUUUUUUCUCGAUUCAGAUGAGGAAACCGAGUCUCGUCUGCUUGGGCAGAGCCAGGGUUUGAAAUCCAGGUCUUCGGAUUCUGAGGCUAACCCCCCUGUCUCUAAAAGCCAGGCUCGGCCCAUCUGGUCGAGCAAAGGCACGAAAGACGAUGUCCAAGAAAAUGCACUCAAUGAAGAGCAGCUGGGUGGCCCCGUAGACCGAGAGCCAGACCUGCACCUUGAACUAGAGUAUAAUCAUAUGUCCGAAGAUCCAUCACAAGUGUGUCCAUCAUCAGGUUCCCAAUUAGUGUCCAAUGCAGGUGUGUGGGGAGAUUACCUUUGUGAUGCUCCCUGGAUGCUCAUCAACUCGUCCAUUUUUGCCAUGAAGGCCAUCUUGCCUAAGCCGGACUUCAUUCUCUUGACUGGUGACUUCACAGCUCAAAUCCUUAAUGAAGAAUGGACAGAAGAAGCCGUGUUGAUCAUAGUGAAACGCUUGACGGACCUCCUUCUAUUAGUAUUCCCAGAAACUACAGUCUACGCUACUUUGGGAAACGAUGAUUUCCACCCCAAAGACCAACUUCCAGCAAAAAGCAAUGUUAUUUAUAGUUACAUAGCAGAUUUGUGGAGGCCAUGGCUUGAUUACAAAUCAAUCUCUCAGUUCAAAAAAGGUGCCUUCUAUCAUCAGAACUUGCCUGGUAAAAAGUCAGCUGGGCAAGUCCUGGCGCUCAACACCAAUCUGUACUAUGAAAAAAAUGGAGCUGAAAGCCGCAUGCAUGACCCAGGGAAACAGUUUAAGUGGAUGGAUACUGUGCUGAGUGAAGCAUUCCAAGAUGGAAAAAAGGUGUUUAUCAUUGGGCACAUGCCUCCUGGCUUCUUUGAGAAGACCCAAAAUAAAGCCUGGUUCCGGCCCAACUUCAAUAAACGCUACAUGGAAAUCAUCAAGAAACACCAUCAUGUGAUUGCGGGGCAGUUUUUUGGUCAUCACCACACUGACAGCUUCCGGAUGUUUUAUGAUGACACAGAUAAACCUGUCAGUGUCAUGUUUCUGACUCCUGGAAUGACGCCCAGGAAAAGAACCAUUCCCGAAAUAGAAAAUGGAGCCAAUAAUCCUGGGAUCCGAGUCUGGGACUAUGAUCGAGACACUCUACAACUUCAGUGGAUCCUGGUCUUUGGGGAAAUUGAGACUUGCAAACUCAUCCCUGCAAGCUCCUCUUGUGUUUCCUGUACCAUCGUCAACCUAACUGGCAAGGGCCUUAAGGUGUCACCUAGUGCCUCCCAGGUGUCAUCUGACAGAAGAGGAAACCGAGAUGUUGCCAGGUGGUGCCGGGACUUGCCUGUGCAGGUAGCCCAAGUGCAGAAAGUGUAG
Molecule: messenger RNA, 1530 nt
Organism: Gracilinanus agilis (Agile Gracile Mouse Opossum)
Lineage: Eukaryota; Metazoa; Chordata; Mammalia; Didelphimorphia; Didelphidae
Product: acid sphingomyelinase-like phosphodiesterase 3b
Exons: 10
Coding region: 1-1530 (509 amino acids)
Molecular function (GO): hydrolase activity
Source: RefSeq, a predicted model, not a curated record